GCUGUCUCUUCUCUGGCAGAUGAUGCGGUAUUAUACUCUAUCUCUUAUGACGUACGGUGACAGUGACAAGAAACUUACCGAACAGGAAGUCAUCGAGUGGUGUAACAAGAAGCUGAAGGAGGACAAGGUGAAGAAAGGUCGCCAUGUUUUCAGGAACUUCAGAGUUUCUACUCUGACGAGCAGCCAGGCAAUGUUGGAUCUGAUAGAUAUCAUUCAACCGGGGAGUAUAGGCUAUGAUAUGGUGGCAGCGGGGAUUACUCCUGAGGAUAAGUUGGAGAAUGCCCGUUACUGUUUAACUAUGGCGAGAAAGAUUGGAGCUACAGUAUUUGCACUGCCCGAGGACAUUAUUGAGGGCAAUAACAAAAUGAUAGGACUUGUUUUCGCUAGGCUGAUGAAAGUUGGUGCCAACCUGUAACAUAAUCCUGGAAUUUUCAUAAGGAAAGAUGAACUCUUCAGGCGAACGCUAUUUCGUCACAUCCUCUGCUUGAACAAUGGA
Messenger RNA from Bolinopsis microptera, 496 nucleotides. Its product is annotated as plastin-2-like. NCBI's taxonomy places the organism in Eukaryota, Metazoa, Ctenophora, Tentaculata, Lobata, Bolinopsidae. Gene Ontology annotation, cellular component: actin filament bundle; actin filament; cytoplasm. The transcript is spliced from 4 exons. Bases 20 to 415 code for a protein of 131 amino acids. The record is from RefSeq and is a predicted model, not a curated record. Gene Ontology annotation, biological process: actin filament bundle assembly; actin filament network formation. Gene Ontology annotation, molecular function: actin filament binding.